Plectropomus leopardus (leopard coralgrouper) is the source of this 1482-nucleotide messenger RNA. The record is from RefSeq and is a predicted model, not a curated record. NCBI's taxonomy places the organism in Eukaryota, Metazoa, Chordata, Actinopteri, Perciformes, Serranidae.
AUGACGGAGAAAGGCCGCAGCUCGCCCUGUGGAGCAGACGACCUCAGAAACAUGCUGGAGAGAAGCGGGGCCAAAGCCCACAGGACGAUGAGCUACAGAGGAGGCAGCAGUGAACACAUGAAAUACAGGACUUCGGCAGAUCCCAGUUCAGCCCUCCAGAGGAGUCGCAGCAGCUUCCAGCUGGAAGAAUCCAGGGACCGCGACGGCAGCAAAGACUUCCCCCGAACUCAGGACAUCCAGGAGAUACUGGGCUCCAUGCAGGACACGUCCUACAACAGGUCUUACAGGGACUCUUUGAAAGACGUUCAGUCGAAGGUCCUGCGCUCCACCUCCUUCAGACGGAGAGACCUCAGCUCCUCAAUCAGCCCUCCACCUCCUGCAGCUCCUCCUCCCGUCUCCUCCUCCAGCAGCCACCAGCCUCCACCCGUCCCUGUCAAGCAACACUCUCUGGAGAAAAAAGGCCCAAAAACCAUGCCCAAACCGCAGGGCAUCAUCAUCACGCCACCACCGCCACCGCCGGUCACUCUUCACACCCCGAAGGAGCGGCUUGUUGUCAGUCCGGAGACUCGAGGCCCGAGCCCGCCUGCGCUCCCCAGCGUCCCGCCGGUUGGACAUCCUGCUAUGAUGCGGAUCUGUGGGCGCAAGCGUCUGACUGCGGACCAGAAGAAAAGAUCGUACUCAGAACCAGAGAACCUGAACGAGGUCGGGGUUUCGGAUGCAGAGACCGCUGCCCUCUUCAGGCGUGGAGGAGAGACCAGCGUGGCAGACCGACGUAAGAUGUUUGAGCUCGUGGCGAGUCGAGUCGGCGGCGGGUCUCUGCAAAACGCCACGUCGAGGCCCGAGUUACGGCAGCUUCAGCAUGAUGCUCUGGCUGAGUACGUGGAGCGGAAGAGAGGCGUGCAAAGAGAAAAGGGAGGACAGAGGGGCGGAGCGAGGCCCCGCAGCGCUUAUAUACAGCCCGAAAACAGCAGCUACACAGCCUCCUCCUGUCACUCGGACACCCUCAGCCUCUCCUCCACCUCCAGCCUGCUCUCCCUGCAGGACUCCGGUGCCGAGCGAAGCUUCUCCUCCGCAGAGAGGCGCCUCUGCUCCACGCUCCCUCCUGGAGCCGACGCCUGGAGCCACCAGUCCAACCUCUUCUACCCGGGCAGGGUGACCACGCCGAGGGCUCCGGUGCAGCCUCCUCUGAGUGCUCCCUCUGGCUCCCUUCCUGAGCCUCAGAUCCACCAGGAUUUGGCCCCUGAAGCAGGGCUCGGCAGACAGAGUCGGUCCUCCAGCAGAGACCAGCAGCUGUCCGCAGAGCCUCAGUUCAGCCUGGGACUGUCCAAGCAGCUCAACGGGGCUCUGCAGAGGGCCGGGUCAGCCAAGGGCUCCGGGAAGUCGGCCUCUGCUGAGGAUCUCCUGGAGAGAUCCGAGGAGAUUCAGAUGGCUCCUCAACACCACCGCUCCCGCUCCUCCCCCACGGUGGAGAGACUGAACCAG